Molecule: messenger RNA, 637 nt
Organism: Symbiodinium necroappetens
Lineage: Eukaryota; Dinophyceae; Suessiales; Symbiodiniaceae
Source: the annotation of a GenBank genome assembly
GCUGGUUCCAGCACUGUGCCACAUCUUCACCGUGGUGCUACUGGCUGGUGGUGCAACCAGGUAUGCAGUACCGCAGACAGCUGACCGGAACGUGGACCUGCUCUCCCAGGAUGCCAUCAAGAGCGCAGUGGAGACCAUUUCGAAGUUCCUGAACGUGAUCUCAGAAAAGGUGCGUGACGUUGUCCUGUGGACUAGCUCGGAGAUGACCAUUACAGCCGUGUUCGUCCUGCAGCUCGUGAGACUCGUCUCGCCCUAUUUUGGUGCCUUUUUCUUCGUCUGGAUGAUAGGAAAUGUGCUGUUCGUGGCGCCUUACGUGUGGAAGGCCAAGAAUGCAGAGCUGCAUCAGUAUGUCGGGCCCUACAUCAAGCAGGCUGUUGCCAUGAAGGAUGACCUAUUGGCAAAGGUGCCAAAAUACACGGAUGUGGUCAAGGAAGAGUGUAAAGAGUCGGGCAGCGCUGCCUGCAACUUUGUGCGGCUGGUUGGGGGCAGUUACGAGAGGGCACUGCAUCACAGAAGGCUGCACAGCAAGGGGGCAGAGCUGCCUCUGCAAGAGUGGAAUGCCAUGUCCAGAUCUGUUUGCUACGCGUUCGGAGGCUCUGCAGGUCUCUGUGUUUCAAAACCCGACGUGAGCACGUAG